GUUAAAUGUCUUCAAAAGAGAAAAAAUAAAGAGACCAAAUUAUCCCUUUUUGAAGCAUCAUCAGAUUCAGACCACCAUGCUAAUCAGAAAGCCAUUUCAACUCAUUCAGAAGUUUUAUUUAUUUAUUAUUAUUUUAAAAACUUUUACUUUUUCAAUUAUCGACUCCAACGGCUCUUCAUUAACAAGUGCAUUACAAGACCCAGAGUUUGAGUUCCAUAUUUCCGGUUACACCAAAUGGAAGGAAUCAGUUUUAUUCUUGGUUAGGGUUUCCUUUUCAAAAUAAAUGAAUAAAUCAUUAUACAUUUUGAAGAUGAGUCAAGCUAAAUGCUAGCCGGACAGUUGUUGGAACACUUCGUUGGUUUGAUCAGUUUAUGAAUCUUGCGGUUGACAACAUAGUGGAGGUGAAUGGCAAUGAGAAACUGAUAUAGGGAUGGUAGUGAGUCUUUGUCUUUUCCUGUUGUUAGCAGAUAAUCAACUUCUAAUAGAGUAAUGACACUGCAACAAUCUUUUCUAAUUAAUUUCUGUAUACAAACUGUUGAGUUAAAUUAGAUGUCACCUAGGCCAUUCUGUGAGUUAAAAAAAGCCUUUUAUUCAAUUUUGAGUCAUGAUACUUAUCAUCAAUGGAAAUGGUUUGUGUUAAUGAUUUUCCCUUCUUUUUUCCGCAUUGCUUUUUUGUCUGCCAAGUGUGAUAGAUGGUUGGCUGUUGGAGUGGCCAAAUUCACACCAAAACUUAAAGUUCUUAAAUAUGUGGGUGAGAAAGUACACCGGUGCAGUUUACACAAAAUAAUGUAUGAACAAGUAAAAGAGAAGUCCUCAUCAUUUGAUGUAUCAUCAUCACCUUUUGAUAUACUGUUGACCGCAUGUGCUAUAGCCUUGAUGGUUCAGGACUUUCAAUCUCAAAUACCUUGGUACUAUGCCAUAAUUGAUGAAUCCCAAAGACUUGAAAACCCUUCCAGUAUUCUAUAUAAAGUCCUCAGAGAGCGGUUUGUCAUGCCGAGAAGAUUGUUGAUGACUGGCACACCUAUUCAAAAUAAUCUUUACCAACUUUUGGCUUUGAUUCAUUUUUGUGUGCCUUCAAUGUUUUGGAUACUGGAAGAGUUCCUUUCUACUUUUAAUGAAGCAGGACCCUGUUUAUCAGGAGGGCACACCUAUGGGGAACUACGAAAUAGGAUGCUUCAAGUUGACCAUAAGUUAAGUAUAGAAAUGAUUUUUUCCCCUUUUCUUGCUUUUAGUUUAUUGGCAGUCUACUCUUGUUUGAUUAUAUUGGUUGAAAUUUAUACACGUUUUAUUUCUGGGAAUUUCUUUCAUCCUCAUAGAAGGGUUAAAGUUGAUUUCUUUAUUAAAGUUUGAGAUUAUUAUACAUACAUGAUUUACUUAACUUUGCUAUUCGGUUUUGUCUUCCAUUGGUGAUGACAUAGACUGUGGUGUUUGCUUUUGUACUAAGGGUUUCUCAAGAAAACUACCUUGGUAGUGAUGUAAGAUGAUUUCCAUUGUUGUGUUUUUGUGAGCGGCACUCAUACAGUGUAGGAAUCACGUAUCAAGAUUUAUUGUGUUGAUAGGUGUGCUUCUUGCUAGCUGACUGAUUUUAUGUCAUAUCUCUUUUCAUGUUCUCACUUAAUGCACCUUGUUUCUCUCCUUUUUGGAUAUCAAAUGCCUUAAUUUUUUAAUCUUUAUAUCUUCUUUCUAUGUUGAAAUAAUACAAGGAUUCUUACCUCUUUCUUAGUAUUGAGCCUGAACCAUUUAAGAAGGUAAACACCUAGUCAGAUAUCCUUCUCAUCUAAGUUUUGUAGACAAAGGAUGUGGAUAUCUGGACUCUACGUGUUCCUUUUGCCUGGAAAAGGAAAAAACUUUGCUGCUUUUGUUUGCCUGCAAUUUGUAUAUUCCUUACUGCCUUCUUACAUUGUUUCCUUCUAAACUAAAUGUUGUUUCAAUUGACUUCCUGAUCAGGCUAAUGGUAAAGUUGUAAUUUUGGACCAACUGCUUAAGAAGUUGAAUGUUUCUAGGCCUUGUGUUCUUCUUUUCGCUCAGAUGACCCAUACUUGAUAUCUUACAGGUUUGCUUUCCAAAUCUUAAUGAUGUUAAAAUUUCCAUCUUCAGAUUGAGUGCUGAAAUUGAUUUUGACAACUAUGGUUACUACUUUUCACAUACGAAGUAGGAGUUUUUGCAGUUACAAAAAUAUUCUUAAGGAGCACCCUCAUUAUAAUAUGCACCGAACUUGGUUGAUAUCUGAUGAUGAUUUGUUUUGAAUGGUUUGUGACUUAUUGUUUGGUGCUGAUAAUUAAGUAUGUUUCAAUUGAAGCACAAAUAAAUUAAAGAUCUUCUACUUUAUAGAGUUAUUUUUGUACCCAUGUGUUAGUAAUAUGUAUACUCAGGCCUCCUUCAAAGACUUAAUUUUGAUAGUAAGUUAUUUGGUUGUUUGGAUAUUACAUAUUUAUCAAUUACUGUUGGUUAGGUGUCAGUUUAAUAAAAUUUGAGUAUAACUUAGUUCUCUUUGAUUUAUUUCUAUAUGAACAAUAGUGUAAUGGUAAACAUUUUGUUAUUACUUUGGCAUACAGUACUUGAACUGAUUUUUGUGUUAAUUGUUGUCAUGCAUUAUCCAUGAACAAUGUCCUAUAUGCUUGAUACCAGAAUAUAUUGGACGGUUCAAUAUAAAAUCUUUGAUAUAUUUGUGGGGCUAAUGCAUACCCGUUAUUUAUGCAAUGAAGUUUAUAUAAGGGCGUCUUCAAAGGGAUGAGCAUUUACUAUUAGGGAGGUCAUUGCUUCAUUCAUUGGCUAACCCUUAAGGAUAUAAGACAUUGUAACUUCCUUGUUCAGAUGUUAAGCCACUUAUGUAGGUAGCAACAGUAUAUACAUGUAAAAAUUGUGGUUCUGAAUAGGUAACUGAGUACAGGACCUCUGAUCUCACUAAACUUGGAUAUGAUUUAUCUUUUCUUCUACACUUAUUUUUUUCUUUAAUAUUUGUCAAAUAGGAAGUAAUUGCACACAUUUGAGUGCCCAUCCAAAUG
Messenger RNA from Pistacia vera, 3005 nucleotides. RefSeq names its product probable helicase CHR10. The coding region runs from base 550 to 1350 and encodes 266 amino acids. The record is from RefSeq and is a predicted model, not a curated record. Gene Ontology annotation, cellular component: nucleus. The transcript has 5 exons. NCBI's taxonomy places the organism in Eukaryota, Viridiplantae, Streptophyta, Magnoliopsida, Sapindales, Anacardiaceae. Gene Ontology annotation, molecular function: DNA binding; ATP-dependent chromatin remodeler activity; ATP binding.